AGCGAAAGCAGCAUCAUCAUCAGCAGCAGCAACAACAACGGUCACUCGCAGAUAGGUGUUUUUCGGCUAGUUGGGAGCACGUAAACGGGUACCCUGGCCGGUGCAGACUCUGUCGCCGACAUGUCGUAUGUCUUCAUGAGCGACUGGACGCAGACGCAGGCGCCCCUGCUGCAGACCUGCAUAGACGGAGACGCGGUGUACUGCCGGCGCCUGCUGGAGGCGGGCUGCGACCCCAACAUGCGCGACGGCCGGGGGCGCACCGGCAUGCACCUCGCUGCAGCCCGCGGCAGCGUGGCAAUCUGCCGCCUGCUGCAGAAGUUUGGCGCAGACCUGCUGGCCACGGACCACCAGGGCAACACUGCGCUGCACCUGUGCGGGCAUGUGGACACCAUCCACUUCCUGGUGUCCAAUGGCCUAAAGAUCGACAUCUGUAACCACAACGGGACGACCCCCCUGGUUCUAGCGAAGAGGCGUGGCGUGAACAAGGAUGUUCUUCGCCUGCUGGAGGGCCUGGAGGAGCAGGAGGUGAAGGGCUUCAACCGAGGAACGCACUCCAAGCUGGAGACACUGCAGAUGGCUGAGAGUGAGAGUGCCAUGGAGAGCCGCUCGCUGCUGAGCUCCAGCCUGCAGAGCCAGGAGGGGGCGCUGUCCAGCUUCCGCAGCACGUGGCAGGAUUUCGUCGAGGAUCUCGGCUUCUGGAGGGUUCUGCUGCUGCUGCUGGUCAUUGCCCUGCUGUCACUGGGCAUAGCCUACUAUGUCAGCGGUGUGAUGCCUUUCACAGCCAACCAGCUGGAGCUGGUACACUGACACUCUGGCAGCUGCUUGGCUGUUUUCCUUCCUGUUGGGGGGGUUGGGGGGGUGUUUUGAUCAAUCAUGAGUUCCCUACACCCCACUGAUGUAUAAUUAGCUGGACCGGCACACACCGGCUCAGCUACCACCAUGGGAAGAUGGCAUCUUGGGCCCAAAAAGCAGUCUGUUAGAAGCUAUCACAAAAUUUUCUCAUUGUCAUUCAAAGAUACAGGGCACAUGCACAUAUUCUUUAGGUUUGAUAUUUUUUGGUCGACUCGGUGUGACUCUUACAGGGUGUGUAAGAGUCUAGUAGAUUGCAUCGAGUGAAUUUUGGGAGGUGGGACGCAAAAAGGUUCUGCUCUCCUGGACUGAAUACCCUUUUGAGCAACAGACUGACCUUAUUGUAUCAUAAAAAUUCAGUUUUAUUCAUUUAAUGCAUUGUAAUAUUUAGCACAUGUCCUGGUGAGGUAAUUAAGAUGGUUACCUGCAAUACCCACUGCUUCACCCUCCAGUCUAUCAGAAACAUGUUUCAUAAGCAGGAUGUCAGUAAGCGUGUAACAGGUCAUAUAGCAGGAUGCAUAUGACACUGGGCUUUCCCCUCAGCCCACUGUGAGUGUGGAACAGAAGUUGUCAGCAUAUUAAUAUUUUACUCAUUCUAUAUUAGCAGAAUUGGUUAGUGUUGAUGUGUGUAGAAUGUAUACAUUCAACCAUCCCUAGUUACUUUUUGAAGUUUAUUUCCCCUUGACAUCCAGAAAAGAAAAGCAAAUGUGUUUCUAUUUUGUGGUGGCAUUAAUAUAUAAUUCAAUAAUACUGCAGUUUAACUGCAUACCUUCAGUGUGGAAAACACAGUCAACCCAGACUGUGUGAGAUAUAUGCUGCUUGUUAGCAUGUGUGCUGUGGGUGACUUUGCUCAGUCGUUCAUGUAAUUUUCUCUACCAGUCACCGUGACUUUACUCUUUAAAUGUAUCUCUGAGACCACUGAUGAUACUGCUUUGCUCCAGAUGUGAAAUUCAGUUAAAUACAGCUGGAAAUCAGUUACUCAUUUUAAAUGCUCUGCUAUUUUCAUAAUGCAGUAGGAUCCUAAUUAAUCCUAAUUAAAAUGCUUAUUUCUCCGUUCACACCGUUCCAUUAUAUCACUG
Megalops cyprinoides (Indo-Pacific tarpon) is the source of this 1928-nucleotide messenger RNA. Its product is annotated as ankyrin repeat domain-containing protein 46-like. Lineage: Eukaryota; Metazoa; Chordata; Actinopteri; Elopiformes; Megalopidae. The record is from RefSeq and is a predicted model, not a curated record. The transcript is spliced from 4 exons. Bases 121 to 807 code for a protein of 228 amino acids. Gene Ontology annotation, molecular function: protein binding.